AUGGGCGGACAGAGCAGCAAGUCUGUGGCUGGCAGCAGCAGCGCCACACUGAAAGCGAAAUCCAAGUCCCUCAAGGAGCCCAGACAGUCCCAGGGAAAUAUAUUUGCUGAACAUUCGGAGGUUGUGCUCCAGUACCGGCCCUUGCCUGAUGCUCCGCUGGGAGGCAGCAGAUGGAUGUCCAAGGAGAACCUGCUGUCAGUCAGUGUGGAGGACGAUGACCCCAGCUUGUUUGUGGCUCUCUACGACUUCCAGGCAGGGGGAGACAAUCAGUUGAGCAUUUCCAAGG
Messenger RNA from Candidula unifasciata, 286 nucleotides. Lineage: Eukaryota; Metazoa; Mollusca; Gastropoda; Stylommatophora; Geomitridae. The record is from the annotation of a GenBank genome assembly.